AUGCUGUUUGGAGAAGUGGCUGGGAGUGUGACCAAUCGUGGGCCAAACGUGGGAGGAUCUCCAUUAGCGUGGUUAGGUCGGCGUGAACAGUCAUCAAUACCUCUGGAUUCUCGUUGUUUGAAGGUAACGUUUAACUCAGAGAGCUCAACCUGCAAAGAUGACUUCAGACACGGCAAGCAAGAAUCUCUACCGAAACAAAGUCAAGCUUCUGAUGCCACACCCAGUAAAGAUGAUGUCCUGUCGGUUGUAAUUCAGAAACUGACUGAGCUAGUGAAUGACAGCAAUAAGAAGAGGUCCAGAAGGAGUUCCUUAUUAAAUAGUUGCUGCAAUGUGAGACGUGCAGGGUCCCCUGAGCGAGCCGAUCCACUUCACAAGUGUCGGAACUGUCCCUGUCUUUUCACUCUAAACGAGAAGCAGCAAAUUAGCAAAGAAAAGCCACUUUGUAAUUGUUGUGAGAAAUCAAAACAGGCAAGAACGAUUCUACCAAGGGAUGUUGAGGUGGAGACAGAUGUGGGAUGCUCUUCCCAGCAACCAGCAAAAAUAAACUGUGAGCUGUGUAGCCAUAUCGCUGACAGCUACGUCAAUCUGCUCUACCAUCUCUCCGAACACAAGGAUGCCAAGAUCUUCAAAUGUAAACUCUGUGAUUUCUUCACCACCGUCCAAUCACGCAUAGUCUCACAUGCAAGUGUUCACAACGCCACUCAUGUCUACAAGUGCAGCAGCUGCCCCUUCGUAACAGGCAAGCUCACCAGCCUCCAGAGACAUAUGAAAAAUCACAACAGGGUGAAUGAGCUACUUCUCAAGUGCUCCGAGUGCGGCUUCUCAUGUCGGUGUGAAGACGCUCUUCGGAAUCACAUGUGGGAACACGUCCCCGCUGACCUUCACACUAGCAGCAGAACACCCAAUCAGAACCCCAAAGAAGUGGUCCCCAUGCCAGGAACUCUCAAAGCAUCCAACCAUUGCAGUACCGCGACUCCAGACCCUGCCAAAGUUCUGCCGUCACAGACAACUGUCAGUGGACAGUCAUAUAUCUUCAAGUGUUUACUUUGUGGGUAUCUUUGUGACAGGCUGGCCACCCUUAAAGCCCAUGCCUGGCGCCAUGCAGGAGAGACUGGAUGCUCUUACCCUAUUGUGGAUGAGAACAAUUCUCUACAUCAGAGUUUGACCAAACCAUGUUUGACUGAAACCCCCUUAGAAUCAAAACGUCUUCCUAAGGAGAUUGAAAGCUGUUCCAUGGUCCACGGUGAAGACCAUACACAACGAAAAGAGGAAAGUUGCGCUAGGGAAACAUCAAGACCUUCCUGUGGGUGUGGCAUUUCUUUGAUGACGGGACAAAGGGAGACAUCAAGCUGUCGCUGUGUUGGAAUCAACAUCCCACCAUCCUCUCUACCACUGAUAACAGAUUUCCUCACCCAUAAUAAAUGUGAGAACUCAGCUGAGAAAACAUCAUCCAAGUGCGACGUAUUCACCAAAGAUUUAACCAGCAUUGAAGUAAGUUCCAACCCAGCAUUUGUUGGUGAAACUCAACUAACAUCUUGCCACAGUAACUGUGCUGAGACAGUACAACAACUAGACAGCUCAGGUUCGACUUCCGAUGAUACCCUCAGAGCAGACCCUUGUGUAUCUGAAGAUAGUCAAGAAAAACAUCAGGUGUCGCAGCAUGAUCCUCAGGUGCUUUUCAUUGAUCCAGACAUUCCAAUUCCUGAACCAGCUGCCAACGUUGAGGCAAUCACAGAACAAUAUCCGGAAAAUAGCCCAAAACAAAUAUCAGAGCUUUGUGAAGAUGCAUUCAUCCCUGCCCAUAGUUCUAUGAAGAUGCCUAUUUCAUUUUCUUUCCACAAGUCAUCUUAUGCUUCAGAAAUUUAUCAAGUAAAUGACAAAAACUCUAAAAGUUUUGGAAACGAAUCAGAAAGUCAACAGGAGUCUGGAACAACUUCUUCAUUUAGUGAUGGCAGGAAAAGUCCAUCAGCACUUAGAGAACAUGUUGAUGCUGCUUGCAGCAUGAUGGCAUUAACUCGUCCGGAACUUUAUGCAGGAAGCAUAAACACAGUGUCUUAUACUAAUAGUCCUGGCCAUAAAAGAGUUUCGGAGAAGGUGUCAGUUUUAUCUCAGGGAUCAAACUUAAGUUUGACUGUAAAUAAAUUACAGCAGAAGAUAGAUUCUCAGCCAGAAUGCAACAAAGAAGUAGAGAUACCUGGAGAGGUUGUUAAGGUUGAGGGAGAGAAUGCAACAAAAUGCUCCGAGGCUGGACAUCCAAUCCUAAAACAGAGUGAGUCAAUUCAAGAUCAACAAACCCUUAAAGUUUCUGAUAGCACCUUUAAGAGGAAACAGAGUUUCGGACAUGAAUGCCCCAAAGGAACAAAGAGGGUCUGCUUGUUAGAGCACGCAGAUUCUGACAGUCAGCAAAACUGUCCCAGUGUGCAAGACGAUUCAUCAGAAAAUGUUGCUUCAUGUCAUCCAGACUCCGAGGAAGACAGUGUUAUAAAGUUCUUCAUGAGUGUCAUUAACAACAGCCCUGAGCCUUUCCAGUGUAAGUUGUGUACCAAGACGUAUGGAGACUAUCCCUCCUUGAAGCAGCAUUUACAGACUCACUUGGUGCACAGCUCCUUCCGCUGCCCCCUCUGCAAGGAUUGCGUUGAGUCUUUGGAAAGCCUCAAGUGCCACAUUCAGGAGCAUUACAAUGAAUCAUACAGCUGCCCAGAAUGCCCUGCCUUCUUCUUUAGCAAGAGCGACUUACAAUCUCACAGGGAGUCCCACAGAGUGGUGAAGGAGUAUAAAUGCGACAUGUGUGACGCGACCUUCUCAGGCCAGGUUGAGUUUAUCGAGCACCAAAAAGCAGUCCACAGUGAGAGGACACUGGUAAAGUGUACACACUGCCAGGAGAAGUUUGGUAAUACAAACACAUUACUGCUGCAUUCGCUGAGCUGUGGUAUGCGUAAGAGGCGAUACUGCAAAGAGUGCAGCUUCUCUUCAGAUACAGCCCAAGGUCUUCAAAACCACGUGAGGGACUCCCACUCUAGGGCCAAGUUCUACAAAUGCACUCUCUGUUCUUACAAAUCCAGCGCCAAGAAUGGAAUCAAGAACCACAUGAAGUUCCAUGCUACUGAGAGGCCCUACAAGUGCGACUUGUGUAGCUUCAUGGGUGCCUAUCCACAGAGCCUGCGUUCGCAUAUGAGGAUGCAUAACCAGCCAGACUGGCGCCCAGAUUGUCUUCCGUCCGAGCUUCCUGAGCAGUACAAGUGUAAAUUUUGCCUCUACACCUGUAACUAUCUCCCGUCUCUCAAGUCUCACAUGUGGCGACACGCCGGAGAUCCAAACUACAGCUACAAGGAUGACCAGGACGAAGACGCGGACCAGCAGACAUUAGAGUGCAGCACUGUCCUAAAUCUUGAGGAGCAUAUCCCAAAACAAGGUACGUCAUCGCAAACCACCUCGACCACAUGCGGUCAGGGGUCAGAGGGGAAGGGUAACAGGGUGACCUUUUGCUGCCAGGAGUGUGGUUUCCAAAGCACAGACAGAAACAAGUUGGUUGACCACCUGAAGGUGCAUCUAACUCGGGAAGUAUUGCCCUCACUAGAGUAGACUUACAACUGACAUCUGUAAGCAGGGUAUGUAGAUAAAAUUACACAUCGCAGAGGAUUGAAAAAAAAAAAAAAAAGCAAAGUGCCAAAUAUUAACAGUAUACAAUAAAGGGUUUGGGUACUUUUUGUAGGUCACAAAACACAGUUUCCACAGAUUUACAUAAAACCUAAACAG
Molecule: messenger RNA, 3756 nt
Organism: Asterias rubens (European starfish)
Lineage: Eukaryota; Metazoa; Echinodermata; Asteroidea; Forcipulatida; Asteriidae
Exons: 2
Coding region: 1-3582 (1193 amino acids)
Biological process (GO): regulation of transcription by RNA polymerase II
Cellular component (GO): nucleus
Molecular function (GO): DNA-binding transcription factor activity, RNA polymerase II-specific; RNA polymerase II transcription regulatory region sequence-specific DNA binding
Source: RefSeq, a predicted model, not a curated record